UCUCAACGAGUCAAAAUGUCUGAUCAAGUGAAAGCCCCGAAGAAGGGCUCCAAGAAGGCCGUGUCCAAGAGCGUCGCCAAGGGCGGCAAGAAGAGGAGAAAGUCCCGCAAGGAGAGCUACGCCAUCUACGUGUACAAGGUGCUGAAGCAGGUGCACCCCGACACCGGCAUCUCCUCCAAGGCCAUGGGCAUCAUGAACUCGUUCGUGAGCGACAUCUUCGAGCGCAUCGCCGGCGAGGCCUCCCGCCUGGCGCACUACAACAAGCGCUCCACCAUCACCUCCAGGGAGAUCCAGACCGCCGUGCGCCUGCUGCUGCCCGGCGAGCUGGCCAAACACGCCGUGUCCGAGGGCACCAAGGCCGUGACCAAGUACACCAGCUCCAAGUAAACUGCUCCGGAGACUCCAACAGACCAACGGCUCUUUUAAGAGCCACACA
Scophthalmus maximus (turbot) is the source of this 436-nucleotide messenger RNA. RefSeq names its product histone H2B-like. Lineage: Eukaryota; Metazoa; Chordata; Actinopteri; Pleuronectiformes; Scophthalmidae. The record is from RefSeq and is a predicted model, not a curated record. Gene Ontology annotation, molecular function: DNA binding; structural constituent of chromatin; protein heterodimerization activity. Bases 16 to 387 code for a protein of 123 amino acids. Gene Ontology annotation, cellular component: nucleosome. The transcript has a single exon.